This is a messenger RNA of Hirsutella rhossiliensis, 1221 nucleotides long. RefSeq names its product CUE domain-containing protein. The record is from RefSeq and is a predicted model, not a curated record. Bases 1 to 1221 code for a protein of 406 amino acids. Gene Ontology annotation, biological process: ubiquitin-dependent protein catabolic process. The transcript has 4 exons. Gene Ontology annotation, cellular component: cytoplasm. Gene Ontology annotation, molecular function: ubiquitin conjugating enzyme binding; ubiquitin binding. Lineage: Eukaryota; Fungi; Ascomycota; Sordariomycetes; Hypocreales; Ophiocordycipitaceae.
AUGUCGGCCCAGGCGGAAACUCACAAGGCAACAGUGACAGAAGCUGGUCCCGAGUCGCCUACCACAGCUCGACCCUUCGAGAUGGAUGAUGAUGAUGUCCUGGAACCGGGUAUCGCCGGCGAGCCCGGGACGCCGAAACCAGCCGCUGUAUCGACCCCUCCGGUCUCACCCGUCGAACCUGCGCCGCCCAAGCCCCCCCGCCCCCAGAGCGAGACACAGACGAACGUCAUGAUACUCAAGGAAGCGUUUCCGAGCGUCGAGGAACCAGUCAUCAAGGCCAUCUUGCGAGCUAGCGGCGGCCGUGUAGAGACAGCCUUCAAUGCGCUGCUGGAAAUGAGCGACCCCGACGCCGCCAAGAACGAGCAGGAGGAAGUGCCACCGCCCCAGCCCCCGCGGCCUCAAGGACGGAACGACAUGACGCAGGUCGAGGCCGACGAGCUCUACGCACGGAAGCUUGCGGAACACUAUGACAAUGUUGGCGCCUACGAAGCUCGGACGUCCAAUCGCCCGCGCGGGUCCCGGCUGCCGCAGGAACUGGACGAGGAGGAUCGCGAGCACAGCUUCAUCGACGACGACCUGCCCGUUAUUCGCGAGAAUCUGCGCAAGGGCUUCCUCGAGACCCAGAAGCAAGUGAAUGGAUGGAUCACAAACUUGAGGAAGAAGAUCGAGGACAACUUUGACGAAUCUGAGGAGGCCGCGCAAAGACCGGGCCAACCCCCUCGACGGCAAGGCGAGGCCAGUCGCAGAAGCGGCGACUAUGAAAGAUACGACGCCGACCCUCAGGUUCUCAGUGACGACUUUGCAGGCAUGAAGUUUUCAACCGACGGAACCCCCGCCAACCAAGGCGUGCACAAGCCCCCCCCCUCUACGUCUUCCCCGAUGCCAAGUGACGGGCGACGGGUGGCAUUCAAGGGUGACACAGAGGAGAUCAACAUGUACGACGCAUCUCCCCAGAUGCCGCCCAGGGAUACGGCUGCGACGUCGAGUGCGAAAGCGAGCAAAUGGCAGCCCCUCUCGGCGAUGGACCCGAACCCGAUUGCGGAUAACGACCCGUUCAGCUUGGGGGACAGCGAGGACGAGAAGGACGCCAAGGACAAGGACAAGCCCAAAGACAGCAAAGCCGACGAGGGCGAGAGGCUGAAACAGGCGGCAGCAGAGGCCAUGGCGGACGAGCUGGUGAAGCCGACCAAGGAGGGAGAUGCGGUUGAGAAGAAGAGCUGA